UUCCUAAGCAUCAUGAAGCACAGUUUAUGAGCUAUUUGUGAUGUAAAUUCUUCAAUUUGCAACAGUUGGAUUGGUGUGAAAUGGUGAGUUCCCACUUUCUACUUUGAACUAGAGUAAGUGGUUGGGAUGCUUACCCUUUUGUGGAAAUGUGUUUCUCAUAUCUAGGCUGUCUGCUGUUGAAAGAAACCUGAAAUGAUGAUAUCGAUGCCUUUGCUUCCCGACUCACCCUCAUCACCACCACUCCCAUCACGCCACGUGUCUUCAACACCGACACUUUCUAUUAGCCUACGGGGUUGUGGUACACCACCAGGCCUACCUACCCCAUGCAUCCUCAUGUGCAUGCAUGGUGCAUACACAUUCCCAAGAUCAUAAUAUCCAUCAUAUCAUGUGCAUCAAAUCAAACUUCACCACAACUCUCAAUGUGCUUUGGGAGUUCAAGCCUCACUUCGACCACAUAUAACCCCUCUCUGCACCAAAUUAGCAUUACCACCUUCUCUUAACUUGUCCCUCUUUCGCUCUCACACGAAAAGUGUGUGUAUAUACAUGUUUUUCUUUGAAACAAAUGCAUGUAAGGUUUAAAAAAAAGUCUGCAUUUAUGAUUUUGACCGUAAUAUCAAGAUUUCUUUUAUGUGUCUGCGACCAUAGUACAACUUUAGUAGUAAUAUCAAGGUUUUUGUUGUGAUUUUGACCUUAAUAUCACAACUUUAGUAGUAACAUCAAGGUUUUUGUGAUGAUGGAGAGUGGAUGGAAGGCUGAGGUUGAGAUAUCACCAAAUUGUCCAAGGUGUGGUUCUUCCAACACCAAGUUCUGCUACUACAAUAACUACAGCUUAACUCAACCAAGGUACUUUUGCAAAGGGUGCAGAAGGUACUGGACCAAAGGAGGCUCUCUUCGGAAUGUGCCUGUUGGUGGUGGCUGCAGGAAGAACAGAAGAGGUAACAAGACCUUGUUGAGACAAUCCAUUGAUGGUUUCACUUUCAAAACUUCAUCAUCAUCACCUUGUGGGAAUGCUACAUAUCAUAAUAAUAACCCUGUUGGGCAUUCUUAUGAUCCCAGAAUAAGGACUUCUGCAGCUUCUAGCUCCUCAUCAGGGAUGAGUGAUGUACCAAAUAUUGAUCUUUCACUAGUUUAUGCAAAUUUCCUCAACCAAAACCCCAUUUUUGAAUCUGGGAUUGAGAGCAGUAAUCCAGAUCAAGUUUGAACAGCUUUUGAUCCUUCUCU
Molecule: messenger RNA, 1221 nt
Organism: Vigna umbellata (rice bean)
Lineage: Eukaryota; Viridiplantae; Streptophyta; Magnoliopsida; Fabales; Fabaceae
Product: dof zinc finger protein DOF3.5-like
Biological process (GO): regulation of DNA-templated transcription
Molecular function (GO): DNA-binding transcription factor activity; DNA binding
Source: RefSeq, a predicted model, not a curated record